UGUAGAGAGAGAGAGAGUGAGAGACUCUCCAGAGUGACGAGGGUUUUUUUUAGAGAGGGAAAGAGAGGAAGGGGACAGAGACCACCAUAUGGGUCAGAUCGUGAGGAGGAGGAAGAAAGGCCGGCCAUCCAAGGCAGAUCUGGCUCGCCGGAACGGCGAUUCGCCGGCCGAGGAGAGGGACGUCCGGAGAAGUCUCCGGCGCCGGAAUGUGAAGUACACCAUAGACUACGACGACUACUUGGACUCCGACUCCGACGACGAUGAGGAAGACGAGGAGAUUAUGAUUCAGAAGAAGCUCAAGCUCAUGGCCAAGCUCCAUCCCGACCCCCCUCCACCACCGGCGCGUGUCUCCCACGCGCCGGAGUCCUCGUCGGAAUCCGAGGACGACAGGAGGAAGCCGCCGCCGCCGCUGCUGAAGAAGCGGCCGAUCAGUAAAGAAGAAGACGAAGAUUACGAAGAAAAUGACGGCGGUGAUGACGACGAUGACGUUGAGGAACGGGGCCGGAAAGCAGCGCACUCCAUGCAACUCAGUUCCCCUCCAGGAACGCCGUCGGAUCAUCAUCAGUCUGUCACUCCGUUGCCGGACAAGAAGACGUUGGAGUUGAUCCUCGACAAGCUUCAGAAGAAAGAUAUUUAUGGCGUGUAUGCGGAACCUGUUGAUCCUGAAGAGCUUCCUGACUAUCAUGAUGUCAUUGAUCAUCCCAUGGAUUUCGCGACAGUGAGGAAGCAAUUAGCAAAUGGAGCAUAUUCCACACUGGAACAAUUUGAGAGUGAUGUCUUUUUAAUAUGUUCAAAUGCAAUGCAAUACAAUUCACCUGAGACGAUAUACCAUAAACAGGCAUCUUCUAUACAAGAGCUAGGACGGAGAAAAUUUGAGAGGUUAAGAAUUGACUUUGAACGAUCAGAGAAGGAGGUCAUAUCAGUGCAGAAACCAAAGCCUAGUUCCUUGUUAAAAAAACAGAUAAAGAAGCCUCUGCCCCGAACUUUACUGGAACCCAUUGGCUCUGACUUCUCCUCAGGUGCCACUCUUGCCACUGUUGCAGAAGUUCUGAACAGUUCCAUUCCAACCCAAGGAACUGGUUAUGAGAAACCUAGCAAUGUUGAUGGGCAUGUAGAGGGUAAUUCAUCUUUGAAUGAAGCUCAUUUAGAGAAGGCAGAAGAAAUGCUAUCAGGGAAGAGUUUGUCAUCUAAAGUUGGGAAGAAGCCAUCUGUGCUUGAUGACAAUCGUCGUGCAACCUAUAACAUAUCCAGUGAGCCUGGGAUCAUGUCAGAAUCAAUAUUUACAACGUUCGAGGGUGAAACCAAGCAGUUUGUUGCAGUCGGGCUUCAUGCAGAAUAUUCAUAUGCCAGGAGCCUGGCUCGGUUUUCUGGAAGUCUUGGACCAGUUGCUUGGAAAGUUGCAUCGAAGAGGAUCGAACAAGCCUUACCUGAUGGUUGUAAAUAUGGUCGUGGAUGGGUCGAAGAAUAUGAGCCGCUUCCAACCCCUGUACUGAUGGUGGACAAAGGUAUCCCAAGUCAAUCUGCUUUGGCUCCAAAAUUCUUUUUACACAAUGAACCAAGAAAGGACAUUAGAACUUUAAGGACUUCGAUUCCUGCUAAGGAGCACUCUGUUACUAAGCCUGUUAUUGAAGAGAGACAGCAAUGUGUUAGCGUGCCUACUUCAGCAGGGAAACCGUCGUUUUUGGUUUCUUCUAGGGGUCAUUACUCAGAAGAUAAACCGCCUGUUGGUAGUUCUGUCGGAGAAAAAGGUGGUAAUGCAGUUAAUGCCAUUUUCAACCAGAAAAAUCCAUUGUCAAGAUUUAUUGAGAGUGGGAAACAGGCCCCACAGAAAGUUGAGUUGAACUCUGUACCCACAGUUAAUCAAAAUAAUGCUAACCUUGUUCCAGAAAAGCAAUUACCAAGAAAUGCAGAGCCAGCAGCUUCAAGGUCCAGAGGUACAGCAUCGAGAAACAUAAAUCUUCCGCAGCCUGUACCUUCUAAGAUGCCAGAUUCUAAUGGUGUUGUUACCUCAUGGUUGCCUAAUGGGAAAGGUGUAAGUGCUAGUAUGGAAAAUCGGAUGAUUGGUUCUUCUGAUAGGGCUCCUAGCCGAAUGGAAAGAACUGAAGCUUACUUUCCUCAUGCACAGGAGCAGGGUCUUAGUGACCCAGUGCAAUUAAUGAAAAAGUUGGCGGAAAAGACGCAAAAGCAACAGAAAUCAUUAACUGAAUCGUCAACUGAUACUAAACAUGUUGUAACUUCAGUUCCAUCAACGAGAAGAGAUGAUCCAAGCAAUGCUGCAGCAGCCGCUGCGCGUGCUUGGAUGUCUAUUGGGGGUGGAGCGUUUAACCAGCCAAGAGAGAAUCCUAAUGUUCCCAAAAGUCAGAUCUAUGCAGAUUCCUUGUAUAACCCAUCCCGAGAGUUUCGUCCACAAAUUUCAAGAGUUCGGGGGGAAGCUCCUAAUUCUGGUGCAAUGCAAUUUCAGUCUGAGAACAGUUUUUCAUUUCCAACUUUUUUACCACGACCUGUUCAUAUGGUGAAUGAACCACAGUUCCAAAAUCGGCCUAUAUUUUUCCCUCAGUUAGCAGCAGCUGAUUUGUCUAGGUUUCAGGUGCCGCCCCCUUGGAGGGGUCAUAGUCCUUGUGCCCAGCCAAGACAGAAACAGGAAUGUCUUCCUCCAGAUUUAAAUAUUGGUUUCCAGUCCCCAGGGUCUCCAGUGAAACAGUCAUCUGGUGUUCUGGACUCUCAGCAGCCAGACCUGGCUUUGCAACUCUGAGUGCAGUGGGAGGAACUCAACAAAUAGAGUAACAUAGCUGAGACACAUCUUCUGAUCUUGUUAUGACAGAACAGUGGCGUUUAUCCAUUUUUGACCUCGAAUGUGAAGUAUCCGAAGAUGAGAUGAAGGUAUGUGUUUGCUUAAAAUGGAUACUUCACAUUUUUGACCUCAAACUUGGAGGAUAGAUGGCUUUAACAGAAGUCCUGUUCUGGCAUUACUAGGUGAGGAUUACUGACUGGCAGAAGCACACAAUUGGGAGCUAAUAUAAUGGAAUAGAUGAUUCACUUUGUGAUCAUGACAGAGCUUAGGAGUUGUUAAAACAACAUAAUUGCAUAAAUGUAGCGAGGCCUUGUACAUUGUUACGGGUUGAUGAGAAGUAGGUUGUUUAGAUUUUACUCUUAUUGUAUGCCUGUUCAUGUAAUUGCGCUGAGAAUUGUUCUCUAUACCACUACUAUUAUAAUGUACAUGGUGCGCCACUGCACUAUCAUUGUCUCUUC
Messenger RNA from Argentina anserina (silverweed cinquefoil), 3249 nucleotides. RefSeq lists its product as uncharacterized. The coding region runs from base 89 to 2752 and encodes 887 amino acids. The record is from RefSeq and is a predicted model, not a curated record. Gene Ontology annotation, molecular function: protein binding. The transcript has 9 exons. NCBI's taxonomy places the organism in Eukaryota, Viridiplantae, Streptophyta, Magnoliopsida, Rosales, Rosaceae.